AUGAAAUUCCUUUUCCUACUCGCAUUUCUUCUGAUUUCUAUUGGAGCAUCUUCGGCAGUCAGGGGAUUUAGAAAUAAGAUCUUCGUCCCCGAACUUCUAGGAAGAACCAAUCGUCUAGAGCCGCCAAGACGACAAGCUCGUGCCUCAAGCUUCGACCCUCGGGAUCUCAAAACUCCUCCACGGGUGAUCAAUAGACGUGGAAAGAUUGUUCGUCGCACGUCUCCAUGA
This is a messenger RNA of Caenorhabditis briggsae, 228 nucleotides long. NCBI's taxonomy places the organism in Eukaryota, Metazoa, Nematoda, Chromadorea, Rhabditida, Rhabditidae. The record is from RefSeq and is a predicted model, not a curated record. Bases 1 to 228 code for a protein of 75 amino acids. The transcript is spliced from 3 exons.